AAACUGUUGUGACUUUAAGGUUAUGUUUUCGUAUUCGCGAGAAACGAGGCUCUCACGUGGAAGUGCAACUAAAAUAGAGGAAAGACCACUGCAUUUGUGUUCAACAAGUUGAAGAGUACGGACGUUUGCGCCGAACGAUAGUGAAACGGUUUUUUUUUAUUAUAGUUUGAACAAAAUUUCGGAGUAACAGCCGGCUCGAUUCAAAAUGCUGAAAUUGAUAUACCUGACCGUUCUAUUCCUUUAUGGCGUCAUAGCGCAAAAUUGUGAGGACGACAGCCAAGGACAAUGUUCUGCUACAACUUCUGCUCCUUUUGAUCAAACCAAGAAUUGGAAUUCAGCUAGUAGCAUUUAUGACUUUCAUGCUACAGACAUCUAUGGAAAGGAUGUAGGACUGGAUAAAUAUCGGGAUCAUGUUUGUAUAAUUGUUAACGUUGCCAGCAAUUGUGGAUUUACAGAUGUAAAUUAUAGAGAAUUGGUGCAACUGUAUGAAAAGUACAGCGAGAAAGAAGGCUUGAGGAUUUUGGCGUUCCCAUCGAAUCAGUUUGGUGGUCAAGAACCAGGCACCUCGGAGGAAAUCUUGAAUUUUGUCAAGAAAUACAAUGUCACUUUUGAUCUGUUUGAAAAGAUCGAUGUUAACGGAGAUAAUGCUCACCCAUUAUGGAAAUGGUUGAAGACGCAGGCAGGUGGAUUCAUAACUGACGACAUCAAAUGGAAUUUCACCAAAUUCAUCAUUAACAAAGAAGGAAAAGUUGUUUCCAGACAUUCACCGAGCACGGAUCCCCUUCAAAUGGAGUCAGAAUUGAAGAAGUAUUUUUAAGUUUCCUCAUACUCUUGCUUGCUUAUUUCCCUUUCUUUUAUUGUAUACAUAUAUAUGCUUCUGUCUUAUCGACAGAGCUGAAAGUUGCUCUCGCAACAACGAGAUUAAAGCUCUUACUAAAAUUUAGAACGUAUACGUGAAGUGAUAUGCAAAUAAAUAGUUCUCAUAAUUUA
Messenger RNA from Frieseomelitta varia, 990 nucleotides. RefSeq names its product probable phospholipid hydroperoxide glutathione peroxidase. The transcript is spliced from 4 exons. The record is from RefSeq and is a predicted model, not a curated record. Gene Ontology annotation, molecular function: glutathione peroxidase activity. The coding region runs from base 206 to 817 and encodes 203 amino acids. Gene Ontology annotation, biological process: response to oxidative stress. Lineage: Eukaryota; Metazoa; Arthropoda; Insecta; Hymenoptera; Apidae.